This is a messenger RNA of Protobothrops mucrosquamatus (brown spotted pit viper), 1055 nucleotides long. It is a transcript of the gene TMEM167A, whose product is annotated as transmembrane protein 167A. Gene Ontology annotation, biological process: intracellular transport; protein secretion. Lineage: Eukaryota; Metazoa; Chordata; Lepidosauria; Squamata; Viperidae. The record is from RefSeq and is a predicted model, not a curated record.
UCCCGCCCCCUGGUUACCGGAAGUGUGAUGUGGCUCGUGGCGGCGCGUAACUAUGUCUGCAAUCUUCAAUUUUCAGAGUCUUCUGACAGUAAUCUUACUGCUUAUAUGUACAUGUGCAUACCUAAGAUCUUUGGCUCCCAGAUUACUGGAUAACAAUAAAACAGGAUUAUUGGGGAUAUUCUGGAAGUGUGCCAGGAUUGGUGAACGGAAGAGCCCUUACGUAGCAGUAUGCUGUAUUGCAAUGGCCUUCAGUAUUCUGUUUGUACAAUAAAAAUGGGAAAAUGUUAAGAACAUACUGCUGUCAAUUUGCAAUCAAAUAAAAGACUUGAAGAAAUAGAAGACAAAAAUAACAUUUUACACCUCAAUUUCUUUGUUUGGACAAGAAAAACUUUUAUGUUGCAGUAUUUUUGGUUAAAGAGCAGUGAUGUUGAAAGAAAUACAGCUAUUAAUCCUUUUGAUUAGACAACCUUUAUUUAUAUUAAUUAUUCUAUAUUUCAGUAAAGACUUUAAAGACUACAACAGUGAGUUAUGUCUGCCAAUGUUGAUUUGAUGCUAAACCCCAAACCCUUUUAAAUGCUUUUUAUGUAAAAGUCUUUACUUUUAGUUUUUUCAUGUUGCUAUAGGAAAAAAAUCUUAAAUUAUAGACAAAAAGAAAGUAAAAUUGUAUCAUAAUAGAAAAUAGAUGCUGAUAGUCCUCGACUUACAACUAUUGAUUUAGUGAGUGUUUGAAGUUAUGACAUGAGAAAAAGUGGUGACCGGUCCUCACACUUUCAACUAUUGCAGCAUCCCAUCAUCAUGUGAUCAGAAUUUGGGCAUUUGGCAACUGGCAUGCAUUUACGACAGUUUCAGAGUUGUAGGGUCACAGCGUUGUGAUUGCCGCUUGUGACCUUCCCAGAUGGUGUCCAACAAGCAGUCAGUGGGGAAGCCGGAUUCACUUAAUGAUCAUAUGGUUCACUUACCAACUGCUGUGAUUCGCUUAACAGCCAUGCCAAAACAAGUUGUAAAAUUAGGCACAAUUCACUUAACAUCCGCUUUGCUUAGCAAUGGAAAUUCUG